AUUCUCUUCCCCUCUGGAGAUUUCUUCAUUAAGAAAAGAUUAGAGAAGUUGGUUUCUUAGGCCUUUGUGAUGCUCACAUUUGAGAACCGCCCAAACUGGCCGAUGGCGUCCUGAGUCUGGGAACUACAAUCCCCACGAUGCCUUGCGCUCCUCUGCUCUCACUUGGUCGCUGUAGGAGAGACGACAAUGGAGACCUCCCCCACAAUUCUUUGUGGUGGCUCAAGAUGGCCGUGUUCAGUGGUGCCGUGAGAGAUUCGGAAAACGGUAGCAGCGGCAGCGAUGGGGAGGAGCUGGCGCGGUCUCAGGAGGUGGCGAUACCGUCCUGGGACUUGAAGAAGGGCCUGCAGGGGCCAGAGAAACCAAGAAGUGGAGGUCCUGGAGAACAGAGCCAGGGCAGCCUCGGCACCUGGGAAGAAAGGUUGGUGUCUGGUGAUGCUGACUCUGCCCUUUGGAUCUUACACUUCUGCCUUUUCUUCACGUCCAUUCCUGGAGGCCCUGAGAAGGAAGCUUCUCCCCCGCCCUGCCACAAGCGACAGCCUUCCAGGUCCAGCAGCAGCGAGCACAGUGACGAGGAGCGGCAGAGGUGCUGGGAGGCAGCUGUGUCGGUAUCCGACAUCCUCUGGGAGUCAGCCAUCCACAGUCCUGUCAGGGAGGAGAAGGAGGCAAGAAAGAAAAGGAAGUCGGAAAAGAAAGCCAAGAAGGCGGCCAGCGUCCACUCGGCUGUAACCACCACUGUCACUACCAAUGGCGCUAUGGUCCAGAAGCAGGAGGAGUCAGGCAAGCCCAAUGGGGACCAGAUGCUGUUUGGGACCAAAAAGAAAAAAAGAAAGGAAAAGGCCAAGAAGGCCAGUGAGGCAUCUCUGUUCCCACCAGCAAAGAGCGCUGCAGCUGUACCUGCAAACUGACCAGCUGUGGGCACAGGGCCCAACUAAUUCUGAGGACAAGGUGCCCCUUGCGGAUGAGGCAUUUCCAAGCCCCACCUCCCUUCCUGAGUUCAAGGACUUGGCUGGCAAGACUGGCUCUGCCCACCAGACCCUGAUCAUCAUGGGGGCUUGCGCAAGAGUCAGGGCAAAGAAGUGGCUGGAGGGCAAGAAGCCUAAGCAAGGCUUGCUGCUCUGUGUCCUCACGGAGGGCUGCAGCACACCUGUGGUUCCAGAACAUUCCAUGGCCUCAGGAAGAAGGAGCCUUUCAGUUAUUCAAGACUAGUGACUACAUGGUGAAGCUUCUAUCUCUGCACAACUGUCAGGUGGACAGAGGAAAAAAGACCUUUCUCCUUCCCCGCCACCUCUUUAGCCUGCUCUAAGAAACAGCCUUGAGAAAAUGAGGGAAGGGGUCCCCAAGAUGCCAAGACGCAGAGAAACUUUUGUUCUUCUCCCCUUAGCCCAUGUAGAAUUGAUAGAACUGCCUGAAAAAAGGAGAGAGAAGUUUACCCCCUAAUUUUCCAACUUUUCUUUGUCUACAGCUGUGAAUAUACCAUACACGAUGAUGUCUCUGAGCCAAACCAGAUUACCGAAAAUAAGCUGCCGAGGGACCCAAAACAAAGCUUAGAGUGAUUUGGGCAUUGCCUCCCUGUCAGUGCUGAGCCUCGAGACAAUUUAAACGUCAUCCUCCUGCCUGCCUCCCCCGGGAUAUGUUCCUUCACCCCAGCUUCAAGGCUUCAGGAAGGCUUUAGCCCUUGUGGACUAGGGUAUUCUGCAAGACGGGGCAGAAGCUCCAGGUCAAGGUGGAAUCUGGCUUCAUUGCCUUCAUGGUUGGUUUCAACAGAGCAAGAGAAGCAAAGACGUGAGGUGGGCAAGUGUGUGCGCUGGGACCUGCCUCUCUCCGCAGCGUGC
Molecule: messenger RNA, 1832 nt
Organism: Carlito syrichta (Philippine tarsier)
Lineage: Eukaryota; Metazoa; Chordata; Mammalia; Primates; Tarsiidae
Exons: 3
Coding region: 138-905 (255 amino acids)
Biological process (GO): negative regulation of Wnt signaling pathway; Spemann organizer formation; Wnt signaling pathway
Source: RefSeq, a predicted model, not a curated record